Molecule: messenger RNA, 480 nt
Organism: Priceomyces carsonii
Lineage: Eukaryota; Fungi; Ascomycota; Pichiomycetes; Serinales; Debaryomycetaceae
Exons: 1
Coding region: 1-480 (159 amino acids)
Source: RefSeq, a predicted model, not a curated record
AUGUCUAGAAUACGUAAAAUAAACAGAGUGAUCCUAGAUCAGUCUGCCGGCGAGCCGAUAGAUGAGGAUGACCAGGAAAACAUAUUGAAAGACAUCGGAGCAGAAAAUAAUGAAAGCUAUAAGCACUACACACGAAUCUUAUGCUGCUUGUACAUCUCUGAAUUCAUUCUAGUAUUGGUGUUUAAACAUAACAAGAUACUUAACGUUUUUGUAAAUUCUUCAAUAGCAAUGAGUCUUGUUAGUGUGAACCAGAGCAUCCAUCUUGGACGUUAUCAAGGUAGUAUAGAGUAUUGCAAUUGGGGACUUGCCACUUCUCUUGUACUUUACUUUUUCAAAGCUCGGCUUAAUCUAUCAAGUUCUCACUGUUGGCUUCCUUUGUUCAAUGUUAUGAACGCGAGCACUGUUAAACGAUGGCACGCAAGAACGAAUGGUGACAUUCGUCAACUAGGAAAUUUGAAGUACAAGUAUAAGAGCGUGUAG